Messenger RNA from Oncorhynchus kisutch (coho salmon), 5313 nucleotides. RefSeq names its product mimecan-like. Gene Ontology annotation, molecular function: protein binding. Gene Ontology annotation, cellular component: extracellular matrix. The coding region runs from base 614 to 1492 and encodes 292 amino acids. The transcript has 6 exons. Lineage: Eukaryota; Metazoa; Chordata; Actinopteri; Salmoniformes; Salmonidae. The record is from RefSeq and is a predicted model, not a curated record. Gene Ontology annotation, biological process: articular cartilage development; bone development.
GUUUUCAGUCAACUUACCUGGUAAAAUAAGGUCUAGAUAAAUAAAAUACAUUCACGAGAAAUGCUCUAACAUUGUGAUUGUUCUAACAUUUAAACGCGCCAUAUUCAAUGAGUGUUGGCCACUCUGCCCCAGUGGCCUCUGCCUUGAGGUAAACAAUGGAAAAACAACCAAAUGAUUAACGUUACAACCAUGUUUUCUGACAGUCUCCAAUCCAUCAGAACGGUAGGAGAUAACAGUUUGUAUAAACUCACUAGAAGGCGGAGUUAAAGGAACAUAAAUUAGGUCACAAUAAUCAUAGUGACAUAGUGACAUAGUGACAUAGUGACAUAGUGACAUAGUGACAUAGUGACUAGCAGCAGCAGCUGAGUGGAGAGGAGGUGUUUCCCUCUGUCUAAACCUGCAACCAAGGGGUUAAAGUCUGUUCCAUAAACUCUCCCGUGCUUCAAGAAUAUCCUUGUGCAGGCUUUAAAUACUGAUUUGACCAAUCACAUUUUACACACAGCCUGCCACUGAGAAAAUAACUUACUACUACUACUACUAGCCCAUAGCUUGCACUGCCUCCUCACACUUUACCACAGCUUCCAGCUAGGUAACACACCACAGCACAGACACGAUGGGAACUGUGAGAAUGUUACUCUUCUCCGUUAUACUGUCACCGUGGGUGCUCUCCUUGACUGGGAAACACUUUAACCAGGAUUCAACGCUCCGACUGAAACAACAGGAUGUAUUGUUCGAUAGAGAAGUGUAUCUGGAAGCAAGGAGGUCUAAGAGAGAGGCAGCAGCGUUGUGGCUGGGAGAGGACUAUGACUCCAGAAUGGUCUUCCUGCCUGCUGAUGAACCAGACGAUGCCCCAGCCUCAGAGCUGCCCACAUGCCUGCUGUGUGUGUGUUUGACCGGCUCUGUGUACUGUGAGGAAGUUGUUCCUGAGAUGACUGCUGUGCCAACCCUGCCCAAGGAGACUGCCUACCUCUACGCCCGAUAUAACAAGAUCAACAAGAUCACCAAUAAAGACUUCGCAGAUAUCGUGACUCUGAAGAGAAUCGACCUGACGGGAAACCUGAUCUCUGAGAUCCAGGACGGAGCAUUCUCCAAGCUUAACCUAUUGGAGGAACUCAAUUUGGCUGAGAACCAUCUGGUCAAGCUGCCCAUGCUGCCCGGCAAGCUCACAACCUUCAACGCCAACCACAAUCAGCUCAAAACCAAAGGGGUCAAGGCCAACGCCUUCAAGAAACUGAGGCAGCUGGUUAACCUGUUCCUCGGAGACAAUGAGCUGGAGGCUGUGCCAGUGAUCCCUGAGAGCGUCCGCAUGAUUCACCUACAGAACAACAACAUCACUGAUGUCACCUCCGACACGUUCUGUAAUGGCAACAACACGUACUACAUCAGACCCAACCUGAUAGAGGUGAGGUUGGAUGGGAACCCAGUGCUGCUGUCCAAGUCCCCCGACAGCUUCACCUGCCUCAAGUCUCUCCCCGUCGGAAAGUACCGCUAAACAGAAGACUCCCUGGGGAAAGGGAUUUCGCUAACUUUUCCAAAAUUCCCAGGUUUUCCAGAAAUCCUAGUUUCUUGAAUGAGUAGGGAAUAAACAGGGAAUCCGGAAUACUCCAAACAGGAUUUCUGUAUAACUAGGGGAUUUAGGAAAAGUUUUCCAAUGUUAAUGGACUUCCUGGUUAUUAAAUAACAUUACAGUAGUAAAACAGACAGCUUCUACAGGGCUUUCAGCCAGACAGACACAUACUGAAUAGAUUCAACGCAAUUCCCUAAUCUACUUGACCUAGACAAGACCAUCUGAUAUGACUGGUCGUCUACACAAUACAUUCCAUUUCUGUCUGAACGUUUCUUCUGUAAAAGAUUGUGCCCAGGUCUUUCUCAGUGUCUUUCAGAAGGCUAGUGGAUUGGGACUGAAAAGUUAGCGUGUCCCAUUAGCAAGCUACGUCAGGCUUCCUCUCUGUGUGGUUUCUGAUUUAAUUUCCUUUACAUUUAGACUGGUCUUGAACAUAAACUUGAACACAUGAGCUAAAUGGUCUGAAGCCUUUGUAAAUACACCUUUUAUUCAAUGUCUGCUUCUGCAUAAUGUAUGAAUUAUGACUUCUUCAAAAUGUUGAGUCAAGCUUUUGGCUUUCUGAAUUCUGUGAAUUACCUUCAUGUAAACUAGUUCUUAAGUAGAAGUUGACAGUAAAUGUGUCUUUGAAAUACGUUGCCUGUAGUAAUGUGAACCUAAUGGGUCUCAACAUUGUAAGCUUUGAUAUUGAAAUGGUGGAAUCAGAGAUGGUAUGAUCCUUUUCUAAAGUCCUUUUAAAAAAGGAUCCUUAGGAAUUAUUACCUGUGGUUAUUACCUGUGAUUACUACCUGUGGUUACUACCUGUGGUUACUACCUGUGGUUACUACCUGUGGUUACUACCUGUGGUUAUUGCCUGUGAUUACUACCUGUGGUUAUUACCUGUGAUUACUGCCUGUGGUUACUGCCUGUGGUUAUUGCCUGUGAUUACUACCUGUGGUUAUUACCUGUGGUUAUUGCCUGUGAUUACUACCUGUGGUUACUACCUGUGGUUAUUGCCUGUGAUUACUACCUGUGGUUAUUACCUGUGAUUACUGCCUGUGGUUACUGCCUGUGGUUAUUACCUGUGGUUAUUACCUGUGAUUAUAACCUGUGAUUAUUACCUGUGGUUAUUACCUGUGGUUAUUGCCUGUGGUUAUUACCUGUGAUUAUAACCUGUGGUUAUUACCUGUGGUUAUUACCUGUGAUUAUAACCUGUGAUUAUUACCUGUGGUUAUUACCUGUGGUUACUACCUGUGGUUAUUGCCUGUGAUUAUAACCUGUGAUUAUAACCUGUGGUUAUUACCUGUGGUUAUUACCUGUGGUUAUUGCCUGUGGUUACUACCUGUGAUUACUACCUGUGAUUAUUACCUGUGGUUAUUACCUGUGGUUAUUACCUGUGAUUAUUACCUGUGGUUAUUACCUGUGAUUAUUACCUGUGAUUAUUACCUGUGGUUAUUACCUGUGAUUAUUACCUGUGAUUACUACCUGUGAUUAUUACCUGUGGUUAUUACCUGUGAUUAUUACCUGUGAUUAUUACCUGUGGUUAUUACCUGUGAUUAUAACCUGUGAUUAUUACCUGUGGUUAUUACCUGUGGUUAUUGCCUGUGGUUAUUACCUGUGAUUAUAACCUGUGGUUAUUACCUGUGGUUAUUACCUGUGAUUAUAACCUGUGAUUAUUACCUGUGGUUAUUACCUGUGGUUACUACCUGUGGUUAUUGCCUGUGAUUAUAACCUGUGAUUAUUACCUGUGAUUAUUACCUGUGGUUACUACCUGUGAUUAUUACCUGUGAUUAUUACCUGUGAUUAUUACCUGUGGUUACUACCUGUGAUUAUUAGCUGUGAUUAUUACCUGUGGUUACUACCUGUGAUUAUUACCUGUGGUUACUACCUGUGAUUAUUACCUGUGAUUAUUACCUGUGGUUACUACCUGUGAUUAUUACCUGUGGUUACUACCUGUGAUUAUUACCUGUGGUUACUACCUGUGAUUAUUACCUGUGGUUACUACCUGUGGUUACUACCUGUGAUUAUUACCUGUGGUUACUACCUGUGGUUAUUACCUGUGGUUACUACCUGUGGUUAUUACCUGUGGUUACUACCUGUGGUUAUUACCUGUGGUUAUUACCUGUGAUUAUUACCUGUGAUUAUUACCUGUGGCUACUACCUGUGAUUAUUACCUGUGGUUAUUACCUGUGAUUAUUACCUGUGGUUACUACCUGUGAUUACUACCUGUGGUUACUACCUGUGAUUAUUACCUGUGGUUACUACCUGUGAUUACUACCUGUGAUUAUUACCUGUGAUUAUUACCUGUGGUUACUACCUGUGAUUACUACCUGUGAUUAUUACCUGUGGUUACUACCUGUGAUUAUUACCUGUGGUUAUUACCUGUGGUUACUACCUGUGGUUACUACCUGUGAUUAUUACCUGUGGUUACUACCUGUGGUUACUACCUGUGAUUAUUACCUGUGAUUACUACCUGUGGUUACUACCUGUGAUUAUUACCUGUGGUUACUACCUGUGAUUAUUACCUGUGGUUACUACCUGUGGUUACUACCUGUGAUUAUUACCUGUGGUUACUACCUGUGGUUAUUACCUGUGGUUACUACCUGUGGUUAUUACCUGUGGUUACUACCUGUGGUUAUUACCUGUGGUUAUUACCUGUGAUUAUUACCUGUGAUUAUUACCUGUGGUUACUACCUGUGAUUAUUACCUGUGGUUAUUACCUGUGAUUAUUACCUGUGGUUACUACCUGUGAUUACUACCUGUGGUUACUACCUGUGAUUAUUACCUGUGGUUACUACCUGUGAUUACUACCUGUGAUUAUUACCUGUGAUUAUUACCUGUGGUUACUACCUGUGAUUACUACCUGUGAUUAUUACCUGUGGUUACUACCUGUGAUUAUUACCUGUGGUUAUUACCUGUGGUUACUACCUGUGGUUACUACCUGUGAUUAUUACCUGUGGUUACUACCUGUGGUUACUACCUGUGAUUAUUACCUGUGAUUACUACCUGUGGUUACUACCUGUGGUUACUACCUGUGAUUAUUACCUGUGGUUACUACCUGUGAUUACUACCUGUGAUUAUUACCUGUGAUUAUUACCUGUGGUUACUACCUGUGAUUACUACCUGUGAUUAUUACCUGUGGUUAUUACCUGUGAUUACUACAUGUGAUUAUUACCUGUGGUUAUUACCUGUGAUUAUUACCUGUGAUUAUUACCUGUGGUUACUACCUGUGAUUACUACCUGUGAUUACUACCUGUGGUUACUACCUGUGAUUAUUACCUGUGGUUACUACCUGUGGUUACUACCUGUGGUUAUUACCUGUGAUUAUUACCUGUGGUUACUACCUGUGGUUAUUACCUGUGGUUAUUACCUGUGGUUACUACCUGUGGUUAUUACCUGUGAUUAUUACCUGUGGUUACUACCUGUGGUUACUACCUGUGGUUACUACCUGUGGUUACUACCUGUGAUUAUUACCUGUGGUUACUACCUGUGGUUAUUACCUGUGGUUACUACCUGUGAUUAUUACCUGUGGUUACUACCUGUGGUUACUACCUGUGGUUAUUACCUGUGGUUACUACCUGUGAUUAUUACCUGUGGUUACUACCUGUGGUUAUUACCUGUGGUUACUACCUGUGAUUAUUACCUGUGAUUAUUACCUGUGGUUACUACCUGUGGUUAUUACCUGUGGUUACUACCUGUGAUUAUUACCUGUGGUUACUACCUGUGGUUAUUACCUGUGGUUAUUACCUGUACAGUAAAACCCCCAAAUUGUA